AUGACCGGUUCGCGAGGCCGCGGAAGCGUCGGCGCGUUUCGCGCGCGGAGCCACGGCGUGGCGCUGCUGUCGCUAGUCGCGGUGAUCGCGCUGGGACCUAUUCUUCCAGUCGCGCCGUCCACCGACGCCCCGACGCUGCACGGUGCGGACCGACUGCGCACUCAUCCAACGGCUACCAGUGAACCGUCUGAGCCAAUCCAGAAUCACUCGUUUCCCCUUUCGUUCUUCGUACCUCUCCUUAGUAGCACCCGCAUUCGCAAAUAUCACCUACCCCACUUGACCCCGUGUCCCGCGCCUCCUCUUCUACCUCCCUCCCCCCCCCCCCUCUCCCCGUCCCUCCCCAUUUCCCAUCCCUGUCCCUCCCUUUUUUCGUCCCCGCGCGCCCCCCUUCCCGUUCCAGAGUGCGACACGUCGGACCCGCUACACUCGCCGCUCGCGCGCUCCGCUGACCAUACACACCGCUACCACCGCCCGCCGCACCUGUGCUGGAGCAAGGCGGAGUUCCCGUGCUACGCGGGCAGCCAUGGCAUGGCGGAGCGGUCCGAGACGCUCAAGCGCAAGCUGCGCGCGUACCACGAGUACCGGCGCGACUGCGACGCGAAGGAAAACAUCACAUCAUUAAAGACGAAGCUGCGCGUGGGGAACGCAACAGAGUGCAAGUACCUGCUAUGGCACUUCAAUCCCGGCGACGGGCAGGGGAACCAGUACAUCUCGCUCGUAUCCGCGUUUGUGUAUGCGCUGUUAACGAACCGGGUGUUUCUGCUGCUAACGGGGCGCGGUCCGGGGAAGCUGAUGUGCCAGCCGUUCGAAGGCGCGCCGUGGUUUGUGUUCUCAGACGUGAAGGGCGAGCUGUGGGACGCGGAGGUGCUGCAUAUAAAGCUCUCGUAUCCGUACUUCCAAGAGCGCGUCAAGGCCAUUGACAACGGCACCAGUGACACCAUGCCUGUACCCAACGUAGCCAACAUCAUUCUGCAGCACAACAUGGCCAACACGAGCAUCUUCUUCUGCGAAUCCGAGCAGCAAUGGCUCGCACGCGUGCCCUCCCUCCUGCUCCGUGCAAAUCAAUACUUCCUCCCAGCCUUAUUCUACCGCCCCUCCUUCCGCCGCCACAUACGUGACCUCUUCCCCUCUGGGCGCAUCUUCCAGACCGUCUCCCAGCUCAUCAUGUUCCCCAACAACCGCCUCUGGGCGGCCAUAACGGACAACAUUCACCGCCGGGCGGCGCCGGCCGCGGCCCGGGUGGGGCUGCAGCUGCGGCAGAGCAGCGAGGGGAUUAUGUCGCAGGCCGCAGAGUGCAUCGUGCAAGUCAUGCAGGGGGAUGCAGUGGCGCAGGCGCGACGAGAGAGGGAGAAAGGGGAGGGGGGGGGAGAGGCUAGGGGAGAGCCUGGUGGGGUGGGGGCAGUGGGAGGAGGUGUGGGGGGAGUGGGUGAGGGUGGUGCAGCGGUGGGCAGUGGAGGGGUAGUGAAUGGGACGGGGGAAGCGACGGCGUAUGGAAUGGGUGUGGCGUCUGAGGAAGGGACUUCUGCUGCUCUUGCAAUUGCUCGGGCUUUAGAAGUAGGGGGCGCGCCUGCUGCUGCUGCUGCUGCCGCUGCUGCUGCUGUUGGCGGAGAGAGUGGCAGCACGAGUGACAGUGGAGGGGGUGUGAGUACAUCGGGCAGCUCUACAGUUGUGCUCAUUGCUGCUCUGAAUGAGUUUGCCCCGUACAACCUCUCCCUUCUGCUCUUUCCCAAUGCUUCGUCCCCCCCUCUCACGUACACCAAGAUUCUACAGCACGCCAUCAUAGACAUCUACACAGUCGCCCUCGCCUCUGACGCUAUCCUUGUCUUCCCCGCCUCCACCUUUGGAUACCUCCUCUCCUCGCUCUUUGCCCGCCCCUCCUUCUUUGUUGCCAAGACCUGCCAGGCAGCCCCCUUGGAGCCGUGCUAUCACCACCCACCCCAGCCGCACCAGUGCCCUGGCGGGGGGCUGCUUGUGGGAGGGCCGCCGUUCAAUGAAUCUGACCCGGAGCUCCCGUUUGGCAGGUGUCCGGAUGCAUCGAAUGGGCUCUUGCUGUUGUAUGGGAGACCACCAUCUUAG
Closterium sp. Naga37s-1 is the source of this 2076-nucleotide messenger RNA. Lineage: Eukaryota; Viridiplantae; Streptophyta; Zygnematophyceae; Desmidiales; Closteriaceae. The record is from the annotation of a GenBank genome assembly.